Molecule: messenger RNA, 2541 nt
Organism: Sciurus carolinensis (gray squirrel)
Lineage: Eukaryota; Metazoa; Chordata; Mammalia; Rodentia; Sciuridae
Gene: Ptchd4
Product: patched domain containing 4
Exons: 3
Coding region: 1-2541 (846 amino acids)
Cellular component (GO): membrane
Source: RefSeq, a predicted model, not a curated record
AUGUGCUUUUUAAGACGGCCGGGAGUGCCUGCGAGCUGGAUCUGUUGGAGGAUGCUGCGGCAGGUGCUUCGCAGAGGGCUCCAGUCGUUCUGCCACAGGCUGGGCUUGUGCGUGAGCCGGCACCCGGUCUUUUUCCUCACCGUGCCCGCAGUCCUGACCAUCACCUUCGGCCUCAGCGCGCUCAACCGCUUCCAGCCCGAGGGCGACCUGGAGCGCCUGGUCGCUCCCAGCCACAGCCUGGCCAAGAUCGAGCGCAGCCUGGCCAGCAGCCUUUUCCCCCUGGACCAGUCCAAAAGCCAGCUCUAUUCGGACUUACACACCCCUGGGAGGUAUGGUAGGGUGAUCCUCCUCUCCCCACCCGGGGACAAUAUUUUGCUUCAGGCAGAGGGGAUCCUGCAGACCCACCGAGCCGUGCUGGAAAUGAAGGAUGGGAGGAACAGUUUUAUUGGACACCAACUGGGCGGGGUAGUGGAAGUGCCAAACAGCAAGGACCAGCGGGUCAAGUCAGCCAGAGCCAUUCAAAUCACCUACUACCUCCAGACCUAUGGCUCUGCCACCCAAGACCUCAUAGGGGAGAAGUGGGAGAAUGAGUUCUGUAAGCUUAUGAGGAAGCUUCAGGAGGAGCAUCAAGACCUCCAACUCCACUCUUUAGCAUCCUUUAGCCUCUGGAGAGACUUUCAUAAGACCAGCAUCCUGGCCAGAAGUAAGGUCCUGGUGAGCCUCGUGCUGAUCCUGACCACAGCUACCCUCUCCAGCUCCAUGAAGGACUGCUUGCGCAGUAAGCCUUUCCUGGGCCUCCUGGGGGUGCUCACAGUGUGCAUCUCCAUCAUCACUGCAGCAGGGAUCUUCUUCAUCACGGAUGGAAAGUACAACUCCACCCUGCUGGGAAUCCCGUUCUUCGCCAUGGGUCAUGGAACUAAAGGAGUAUUUGAGCUUCUGUCUGGAUGGCGGAGAACCAAAGAGAAUUUGCCCUUCAAAGACAGGGUAGCAGAUGCCUAUUCUGAUGUGAUGGUCACCUAUACCAUGACCAGCUCCCUGUACUUCAUCACCUUUGGCAUGGGGGCCAGCCCAUUCACAAACAUAGAGGCUGUGAAAGUCUUCUGUCAAAAUAUGUGUGUCUCUAUUCUGUUGAACUACUUCUACAUUUUCUCUUUCUUUGGCUCCUGUCUGGUCUUCGCUGGACAACUAGAGCAAAACCGCUACCACAGCAUCUUUUGCUGCAAGAUCCCUUCUGCAGAAUACCUGGACCGCAAACCAGUGUGGUUCCAGACAGUGAUGAGUGAUGGGCAUCAACAGACAUCCCAUCAUGAGACGAACCCCUACCAGCACCACUUCAUUCAGCACUUCCUCCGUGAGCAUUACAACGAAUGGAUUACCAAUAUCUAUGUGAAGCCAUUUGUUGUCAUCCUGUAUCUCAUUUAUGCCUCCUUCUCCUUCAUGGGGUGCUUGCAGAUCAGUGAUGGAGCCAACAUCAUCAAUCUACUAGCCAGUGAUUCUCCAAGCGUUUCCUAUGCUUUGGUCCAGCAGAAAUAUUUCAGCAACUACAGCCCUGUGAUAGGAUUCUACAUCUAUGAGCCCCUUGAAUACUGGAACAGCAGUGUCCAGGAGGACCUACAGAGGCUCUGUAGUGGAUUUACUACAGUGUCUUGGGUGGAGCAGUACUACCAGUUUCUGAAAGUCAGCAACAUCAGUGCCAACAACAAGAGUGACUUCAUCAGUGUCCUACAAAGCUCAUUUUUAAAAAAGCCAGAAUUCCAGCAUUUUCGAAAUGAUAUCAUCUUCUCCAAGGCAGGGGAUGAGAACAACAUCAUUGCUUCUCGCUUGUAUCUGGUGGCCAGGACUAGCAGAGACAAGCAGAAGGAAGUCAUAGAAGUGCUGGAAAAGUUGAGACCCCUGUCCCUCUCAAAGAGCAUCCGAUUCAUCGUAUUCAAUCCCUCCUUCGUUUUCAUGGACCAUUACAGCUUGUCUGUCACAGUGCCUGUUCUGAUUGCAGGCUUUGGUGUUCUCCUGGUGUUAAUCCUGACUUUUUUCCUAGUGAUCCACCCUCUGGGAAACUUCUGGCUAAUUCUUAGUGUCACCUCAAUCGAGCUGGGCGUUCUGGGCUUAAUGACAUUAUGGAACGUCGACAUGGAUUGCAUUUCUAUCUUGUGCCUUAUCUACACUUUAAAUUUUGCCAUUGACCACUGUGCACCACUGCUUUACACAUUUGUAUUAGCAACUGAGCACACCCGAACACAGUGUAUAAAAAGCUCCCUGCAAGAGCAUGGGACAGCCAUUUUGCAAAAUAUUACUUCUUUUCUUAUUGGGUUGGUCCCCCUCCUAUUUGUGCCUUCGAACCUGACCUUCACACUGUUCAAAUGCUUGCUGCUCACCGGGGGUUGCACACUUCUGCACUGUUUUGUUAUUUUACCUGUGUUCCUAACCUUUUUCCCUCCUUCCAAAAAGCACCACAAGAAAAAGAAACGCGCCAAAAGAAAGGAGAGAGAAGAAAUCGAAUGCAUAGAGAUUCAAGAGAACCCUGAUCAUGUCACCACAGUCUGA